Molecule: messenger RNA, 5386 nt
Organism: Drosophila ficusphila
Lineage: Eukaryota; Metazoa; Arthropoda; Insecta; Diptera; Drosophilidae
Gene: Upf1
Product: regulator of nonsense transcripts 1 homolog
Exons: 4
Coding region: 372-3956 (1194 amino acids)
Biological process (GO): nuclear-transcribed mRNA catabolic process, nonsense-mediated decay
Cellular component (GO): cytoplasm
Molecular function (GO): ATP binding; DNA binding; zinc ion binding
Source: RefSeq, a predicted model, not a curated record
AUAUCAUCGGCAUGGCCAUCGACGGCUUGACAGCUCUAGCAGGCCGGGCAAAUUUGUGAACAAGCGACAAUUCCUACCUUUUUUUCUUUCCUACGUGAGCCUCUCGAACGUGGGACUCGCGAACGGACUUGUUUUCGAACCCACAGAAGCCGCAGUUGCGCACGAUCGCCGAGCGGCGGCCGUCAAAAAGGGAAGGAACGCGCCAAACGCACACACACAUUCGGCUGGCAAUCGCAUCAGUCACCGCGGCCACGCUCAUUCGCUUGGGAAAUACGAGGAAUUGCGAAUCCAAAACUUCCUGGCGGGAACUGCAGAGCGGACCAAACAAACCGACCAAAAUCAUCAAUCUUGGCUAACGAGGCACAGGCGCCAUGAGCGUGGACACGUACGCGCCCAGCUCGGCGCUGUCGUUCCUGGACAUGGACGACAACGAGCUACUGCCAGGAGCGGACACGCAGCCGACGCAGUACGACUACCGCGACUUCACGAUGCCCUCCACCUCGCAAAGUCAGACGCAGAACGAUCAGCUGGAGCUGCACCCACGUCGUUCUGGCGGCGAUGCGCAUCCGCGACUGGCCAGCAUCACCAACGACCUGGCCGAUCUGCAGUUUGAGGAGGAAGACGACGAGGCCGGCAGUUCGUAUGUGAAGGAGCUGCCCGCGCACGCCUGCAAAUACUGCGGCAUCCAUGAUCCGGCCACGGUGGUCAUGUGCAACAAUUGCCGCAAGUGGUUCUGUAACGGACGCGGCAGCACUUCCGGUUCGCACAUCAUCAAUCACUUGGUGAGGGCCAAGCAUCGGGAGGUAACACUGCACGCCGAAGGACCUCUGGGCGAAACGAUCCUCGAGUGCUAUUCGUGCGGUGUGCGCAACGUCUUUGUGCUGGGCUUCAUACCGGCCAAGGCCGAUUCCGUGGUUGUGCUGCUCUGCCGACAGCCUUGUGCGGCCCAGAAUUCGCUGAAGGACAUGAACUGGGACCAGGAACAGUGGAAGCCGCUGAUCGCGGACCGCUGCUUUCUCCCCUGGCUGGUCAAGCAGCCCAGCGAACAGGGCCAGCUGCGAGCGCGCCAAAUUUCGGCCGCGCAGAUCAACAAGCUGGAGGAGCUGUGGAAGGACAAUAUCGAGGCCACGUUCCAGGAUCUGGAGAAGCCGGGCAUCGAUUCGGAGCCGGCGCAGGUGCUGUUGCGCUACGAGGACGGCUAUCAGUACGAGAAGACCUUUGGGCCUUUGGUUCGCCUCGAGGCGGAUUACGACAAGAAGCUGAAGGAGUCGGCCACGCAGGAGAACAUCGAGGUGCGCUGGGACGUGGGCCUGAACAAGAAGACCAUCGCCUACUUCACCCUUGCCAAAACGGAUUCGGACAUGAAGCUCAUGCACGGCGAUGAGCUGCGGCUGCGCUACGUGGGCGAGCUGUACAAUCCGUGGAACGAGAUCGGGCAUGUGAUCAAGGUGCCGGAUAACUACGGCGAUGACGUGGGCCUGGAGCUGAGAUCCUCGUCGAAUGCGCCGGUCAAGUGCACGAGCAACUUCUCGGUGGACUUUAUUUGGAAAUGCAACUCCUUCGAUCGAAUGACGCGCGCUUUACGCAACUUUGCCAUGGACCGCAACUCGGUCUCGAAUUACAUUUACUCGCGCCUUUUGGGCCACGGACGUCCCGAUGCCAACGACGAGGUGCUGUUCCGCGGUCCCCAGCCCAAGCUCUACAGUGCCCCGCAUCUGCCGGACUUGAAUCGCAGUCAGGUGUACGCAGUGAAGCACGCGUUGCAGCGUCCGCUGUCGCUGAUUCAGGGACCGCCGGGAACGGGUAAAACCGUGACCUCGGCCACGAUCGUCUAUCAGCUGGUGAAGCAGCACGGCGGCACCGUCCUGGUGUGCGCGCCCAGCAACACGGCCGUGGACCAGCUGACGGAGAAGAUCCACCGCACAAACCUGAAGGUGGUGCGCGUUUGCGCCAAGAGUCGCGAGGCCAUCGACAGUCCGGUGAGCUUCCUGGCCCUGCACAACCAGAUUAGCAACAUGGAGACCAACUCGGAGCUGAAGAAGCUGCAGCAGCUGAAGGACGAGACCGGCGAGCUGAGCUCCGCGGACGAGAAGCGCUAUCGCAGCUUGAAGCGGGGAACGGAGAACCAAUUGCUCGAGGCUGCCGACGUUAUUUGCUGCACUUGCGUGGGCGCCGGCGAUGGUCGGUUGUCGCGCAUCAAGUUCACCUCGAUCCUGAUCGACGAAUCGAUGCAGUCGACGGAGCCGGAGUGCAUGGUGCCCGUUGUGCUGGGCGCCAAGCAGCUGAUCCUCGUGGGCGACCACUGCCAAUUGGGACCGGUGGUGAUGUGCAAGAAGGCGGCGCGCGCCGGCCUCUCGCAGAGUCUCUUCGAACGCCUCGUGGUGCUGGGCAUCCGUCCCUUCCGACUGGAGGUGCAGUACCGUAUGCAUCCCGAGCUCUCGCAGUUCCCGUCCAACUUCUUCUACGAGGGAUCGCUGCAGAACGGCGUCUGCGCCGAGGAUCGUCGCCUGAAGCUCGAUUUCCCAUGGCCGCAGCCGGAGAGACCGAUGUUCUUCCUGGUGACGCAGGGCCAGGAGGAGAUCGCCGGCUCCGGCACCUCGUUCCUCAACCGCACCGAGGCGGCCAACGUGGAGAAGAUCACGACGCGAUUCCUCAAGGCGGGCAUCAAGCCGGAGCAGAUUGGCAUCAUCACGCCGUACGAGGGACAACGUGCGUACCUCGUGCAGUACAUGCAGUACCAGGGCAGCCUGCACUCGCGCCUCUACCAGGAGAUCGAGAUCGCCAGCGUGGACGCGUUCCAGGGUCGCGAGAAGGACAUCAUCAUCAUGUCCUGUGUGCGCUCGAACGAACGCCAGGGCAUCGGUUUCCUCAACGAUCCGCGUCGUCUUAAUGUGGCCUUGACUCGCGCCAAAUACGGCAUCAUCAUUGUGGGCAACCCCAAAGUGCUGGCCAAGCAGCAGCUGUGGAACCACCUGCUCAACUUCUACAAGGAUCGCAAGGUGCUGGUCGAGGGAUCGCUGAACAACCUCAAGGAGUCGCUGAUCCACUUCCAGAAGCCGAAGAAGCUGGUGAACAGCAUGAACAUCGGAGCGCACUUCAUGUCCACCAUGAUAGCGGAUGCCAAGGAGGUGAUGGUGCCCGGUUCCAUUUACGAUCGCAGCGGAGGCUAUGGUCAGGGUCGCCAGCUGCCGGGACAAACGAUGAACGGCGGUCAGUUCGGCAGUGGUGGUGGUGGCGCCGGCGCAGGAGGAGCAGGUGGUGCCAGUGGUCCCUACGGAGGUUCUCCCCUGGGCUAUGGUGCUCCCGGCUCGAAUUCCGUGAUGGGCUUUGGCGGUACUGGCGCUGCCGGUGGCAACAACAACUUUGGCGGCGCCGGCGGCACGGGACCAAGUUGGGCGGCUGCCCAUCUGCACCACGACUCGAUUGGCUACAUAUCCAGCGAACACGGAGCGGCGGCGCUGGGCAACAUGCCGGUGCCCGUGGGCAUGUUCAUGAACAUGAGCAACCUGCCGCCGCGGUUCUACAAUCAGCACCAGCAGGCAAUCAUGGCGGCCAAGCAGAAUAGAGCGAUGCAGCAGCAGUCGGGCAACUUCUCCACGGCAGCGUCGUCGGGACUCGGAGUCGGUGGCUCUGGAGCUAGCUCUCUGGCCGGCGGCAACAAGAAGUCCCAGAAGUUGGGAAAAUCUCGUGGAGCGGCGGGCCAAGUUGGCGGUCCAGCGGCGGCAGGAGGAACCGGUGGACAGGCGGGCGCGGGAAGCGGAGCCACUCCAUUCAGCCAGCUGCCGGCGCCCUUGUCGCUCCAGAUGACGCAGCCCAGCGGCCUGGCGCUCUCCCAGCAGCCGGAGCUGUCGCAGGACUUUGGACAAAUAUCGCAGAUGGACGGUCUGCUCUCACAGGAUGUGGCCUUUAACGUGUCGGGCGAACGCAGUUUGAAUCAAUUCUCACAGCCUUAUUGAGAAACCGGCCGGAGGUGCACCAACUACAAACGAUUAAAAGCAACCCAAAACGAAACAACAACAAACUCAACUUUGAAGUCAUCAACAAGGAGUAGCAUCAGUAGGCAGCAGGAACAAAGCGGAGAGGACUAUCACGGGAGCAACGACAGAUGCGGGAAACAGCGCGACCUAGGAACAUGAGUACGAGCGGGACAUUAGGAAGACAACGAGAGACGGAUAUGGGGACGGAGAUGGCGAUACGAGGAGUGAGUUUUAGCGGCGAUAAAGGAGGAGUUAAAUGAGGAUCAUGAGGAGAUGUCGGUCGGAUAUGUCGAGAAAUGGAGAGAGAGAGAUAGAGAGAACGAGUGAGAGAGGGAGAGCACAUCACUGUAGCAGCAGGAUGCACUGCAGCCGCCAGCGAGCCACGCAGAUGUUCCCGUAACGCCGCGGGCCAUCCAAGUCAUGGCCAGGCGACCCUUGGCCACCAUUUUUGGCCACGAGCGGUACGCUCCGAGGACAGGUGGUGGUGGUGGUGGUGGCGGCCCACGGACACGGAUGAGCCACGGAUGAACGAACCUGCGCCGGCAAGGCGCCACACACAAAGUGCCCUUGCAAAACGACGAUGGACGACGGACGGACAACUUCUCGACACGUUUCUUUUUGUUAUUGCCAAUGCCAAUGCCAGGAAUGGGAUUCGCAGCCGGAGCCUUAAACGCAAACGCAACCACUCCCGCCCAGGACACGUAUUCACCAAGUGGCUUACCUUCAAACCUUCUUGUGGCCUCCAGUGCAGCAGCCAAUCUUUAGCUCCUGUUCUUACCCCUUUCCUCAACCUUAAAAAAUCAAAAACUAUAAAUGAAAAGAACUCGGUUUACUCACACCGAAUUGCCCACUGUUGUAAAUUUCGUAAACAUUUUGGACUCCCUUUUGAUUUCUGUAUGCAUUUGUUAUCCUAACAAAAAAAAAAAAACAACAAACAAAACAAGCAAAAAAAAAAAAACAAAAGAAAAGAAAAGAACAAGACAAAACCAAAACAAAAUCAAAUUCUAAAAUAUGGAUACACAAUUUUUAAUCGCACGGGAACGCUGGCGACCCCAAAGCGGAUGCAACUUUACAGAGCUGAUUGGAAAUUGGAUGAUUGAUGAUGAGGAAACGCGUUGCGAUCUUCCACCUUUAAAAAAACAACACAACCACACACCACCCAAUAUUAAACGGACCGAACGAUCGGAUGGAUGGGUCAAGAUCAGAAAUGGUUAAUAUUAAUUAAUAUUAAUGCAGUUACAGAUGCCUGUUAAUUGUUUUUAAAACGAUAUGAAAAUGGUAUAUUUUUUCUAUAUAUGUGAGUUAAUUCUUUCCCUACGCGACACUUUAAUUCAAGAAAAUGAAACAUUUUUUUUUUUGAAAUUCUAAAUAAAGAAUUUAAGUUUUCCCUUGCGAAAAACAAUUAACAA